GCAUUAUACAUUUGAACAAUCGUAGCAACCAGAGCACAAUCUCUAUAGAGAAGGUAAGAUGGCCGAUGCAAGAUUCGAAGAAAGUAUCCUCAUCAUAAGAGCAAUUGUAGCGGAAUGUUUACGAAAGCUUGAAAUUCUCAGCUGGUGUGAGAAGAAUGCACACUUGUAUGACUCUACUCGCACGUAUUCCAUUGCUAAAUUGUUACAGCACAGAAACAAAGGAUUGCAUUCGAUAGUAAUUGAGCUGUCCGAAAAUCCGAAACACCUAGCAUCCGAAUCUUGUAGCUCAUACGCUACUACCUCCCUUGGCAGUGUGAUACCCCGCGACGAUAGCGCUUCGGGAGAAGAUCGAAUCUACUACGAUCGUUUUGAAUAUAUGGACCGAUGUAAAAAAGUUCACAGUUUAGCGAAAAAACACGACGUUCUGAAAUUUCAGUGUCACGAACUAAACCAUCAGCUUCACGUAGCAUCGCAAAUCGAAAUAGCGAAACAGCGGUUCGUGGCGUUUUGGGAAUCAGCACGUAAAGAGCAACUGAAGCAGUCCAUUUUGCUAGACGUACAAAAUCUACGCAAGAAACAAACGUUCAUCGAGGGAGAACGGACCAAUGCACUACAAGCUGCCGGUAUCAUCGACCAGUACUACGAUUGGAAGCUGGCCAGCAUUGAAAGUGAGAUUGAAAAUUGGAUGAACCGGUUCGAUCGCGAAAAGGAGGAACAAGAUGCCCGAUUUCAGAAAGCACGCGCUACGGAAAAGUACUGGAACGAGUUGUCGCAAAUUCAUGAACAACAAGUGCGGGAUAUAGGCCUUUUAGAAGUCGACUUGGAGCGUUGGGAGGAGGAUGCAAAGUUCAAAGUGUUUUGUCACAGAAUGGCCACUAAAUUGCAAGCCUGGUGGCGAGGCGUGAUGGUCAGAAAAGGCUUUGGCAAGUUUGGCACAGCUGGAAGAAACAGGGGAAUAAAAGGCAAGGGCAAAGACAAAAAAGCUAAAAAGACAAGGAAAUAGAAUUGUACGGCUGGGUCCAGAGCCACUAUAUGAUGCACACAAACCAAAUUAAACGCUUUGGAAAUUAAAUGUCAUAAGUUAA
Anopheles arabiensis is the source of this 1085-nucleotide messenger RNA. Its product is annotated as dynein regulatory complex protein 9-like. The transcript is spliced from 2 exons. Gene Ontology annotation, cellular component: motile cilium; cytoplasm. NCBI's taxonomy places the organism in Eukaryota, Metazoa, Arthropoda, Insecta, Diptera, Culicidae. Gene Ontology annotation, biological process: cilium organization. Gene Ontology annotation, molecular function: protein binding. The coding region runs from base 59 to 1003 and encodes 314 amino acids. The record is from RefSeq and is a predicted model, not a curated record.